This is a messenger RNA of Lachnellula hyalina, 1839 nucleotides long. RefSeq lists its product as uncharacterized. Gene Ontology annotation, cellular component: lipid droplet. The record is from RefSeq and is a predicted model, not a curated record. Bases 1 to 1839 code for a protein of 612 amino acids. Lineage: Eukaryota; Fungi; Ascomycota; Leotiomycetes; Helotiales; Lachnaceae. The transcript is spliced from 3 exons.
AUGGCCGCCACUCGAAGAGGCCAAGCGCCCUUGAAUAUCGACCUUCCCGGCGGCCACUCUAAUUCGGAUCUGCCCCCCAUUUCUGCCCUCUUCCUUAUCUAUUUCGACAUUAAGGCAGGCUACACGAUUGGGUGGAAGCGGUCUUUCCCAGGCGUAGAGCUCGAAGGAGUGGUGGAAUACAAGAGUUUGCCCUCUGGACUACAUACUGUGAAGGAGGAUCUGAUAUACUUCGUUCAUGACAAUCAUGCCGGGCUCAGCGCAUUCGUCAAUGCGCCGGCCGCAGAGGAGUCGAGAAAUGCUCGCAUGAUAGCCGUGGGGAUAAUGGUCCCUCUUAUUUAUGGAAGAUUAGGCAGGGCUUGGAAGCACGCUGAGGCGUUGAAGGAAAUGGCAAAUGAGCUAAUCCUGGACAUUACGGACACCGAUGUGUUGGAAGAAUUCUGGAAGGAACACAAGGCAAAUGGUCUCUCGCCAGAUGUCGAGACUGAAUCGCUCGUAGAUACACCUACAAGCGCACAAUUUAAACCUAUACGGACAACACCUGGACAUCCCCCUAGAGGAAAUGCUAGGAACCGGUCGGCAUCAGAUGGAACUGCGUUAUUGCCUCCCGGCCAGACACUCGCUCCGUAUCAUCCAGCUUGGAGCUUGCCGCACCUCUUGGAAGCAUUUGGCCCUUUGAUAUUCCCGAUACAUCGUGCUGCGAUAUUACGGAAACGAAUACUGAUAACUGCACAUGCACCUGUUCAGGAGACUUGUAAUUUUGGUGGGAAUCUAUUCCUAUAUGAUAUUUCGAUUCUCUCAAAUAUACCCCUCGCUGUUAGCGAUUUACUAGUAUCUACAGCCCCCCCUCAAAGACUACGACCCCUAUUCUCAAUCGGAGUUCAUGAUAUUCCCCUAUUGGAAGAAGAUCUCCGCGCCGCAAAAGCAGCAGCAGCUACACCCGGCUCAGAGGAAACGGGAAGCAGGGACGAGCCAGGAUGUGGAUGGAUAGCCUGCACAACUGAUAGCAUCCUCGCCAUGAAAAGCUCACUCUACGAUGUUCUAAUCACAAUGCCGCCACAAUAUUCCGAAAAUGCCACGGAUAAAGUUUGGCCAAAAGUCGAAUCGCCCCAAGGCAUUGAGAUGAAAGCAACCCAAAGAGAUCUCCGCCGCUACAAAACCCUCCGCUGGGGUCUCUCUCGGCACGCCUCACCCCCAUCUAGCCCAACACCAAAACGAGCCAGCACCGAGCCCCAAGAACCCGAAACGCCCCGCGGAAGCACAUCAAGCACCUCUCACCCAGUCAACGACCUCAUGCUCGACCUCCCCGAUACAGACGACAUAGUUGAGCCCCUCUCUUGGGCAGCCCUCGCGUACUCCGGGUUCAUGUGGUGGGCUUCAGCAGGCGAGCAACGCUUACAUUCAGACGAAGAAGCAGACUCGGACGCUGCAUUGCUUUCAGGAUUAGCAAUCUCGCCCUCAACGCCCAACACCAUCCGCCCACUAUCUCAGUCAAGCACCUUACUAAGCAUGCGUCCUCUAAAAGACGAGAGCGCGAAGCAGGCAAUGGCCAUCGUAGCCUACUUCCACCGUCUCACAACCCAAAUUCUAUCCACGCUCAGCGACAUUGUCGAUGCCACGGACUCAGAUGACGAACGUGAAGACGAGGCGCAGGCUUUGACAGAAGAUGAAAAUGAUGGGCCGGCUGUGUAUAUUAGUAGCGUUGAUAUGGAGCGUAUGGGGCUUGAUAUUUGGAGCGCAACGGACCAUCAGUUUGUUGCGGAAGUGAGCAAGGAGUAUUUUGGACGGAGGGCGCAUGUGGAGGGGAGAAAUAUGGAUGUUUGUGGGGUCAGGAUUUGCUGA